Messenger RNA from Sphaeramia orbicularis (orbiculate cardinalfish), 3999 nucleotides. It is a transcript of the gene pappa2, whose product is annotated as pappalysin 2. The transcript has 15 exons. The coding region runs from base 238 to 3999 and encodes 1253 amino acids. NCBI's taxonomy places the organism in Eukaryota, Metazoa, Chordata, Actinopteri, Kurtiformes, Apogonidae. Gene Ontology annotation, biological process: proteolysis; cell surface receptor signaling pathway. Gene Ontology annotation, molecular function: metalloendopeptidase activity; protein binding. The record is from RefSeq and is a predicted model, not a curated record.
UCCAAAAAAGAAAAAACGAAAAAAAAAAAAAAAAAACCCCAAAAAACCGUUUCUUUAUUGCUGAGGAAAUGUGCGUAAAAAUAAAUCUAAAAAUCUGGAGUGAGACUUUUUGCUGCUGAUCUGGAACCAAAAGACAGAUUUUCCAGAGUUAGAGCCAUCUUUAAAUCCUUUAUUAUUACAAAAGACAAAAAAAAAAAAAACAAAAAAAACAUCACAGACUCUUCAUAAAGUGCGAAAAUGCUGUUGCUCAGACUACUGGCUGUAUUUCUCGUCCUUAUCACUAACACUUGGCUGCUAAACCCGGUUCGCUCCGACGCACUGAGCCGGUACAAACGCGCCAUGGCACGGCGGGCGGACCGUGAGUUCUCAAGGAUAACAGGUGAACCCUGCACCGUCUCUGUCGUCUGGAGGUCCCGACGACAGCCCCGCUCCCUCUCCCUCUCCUCUUCCCAACACCGCCCUCCAGUGGCUCGGCCGAGGACGCACACGAGCCGGAGAAAGAGCGCUCCUGCUCCUGUUUGUGCGGGAGGGUGCGCCGGGUUUGACACCGGGGUGUACCGGGUGGUGGAGGAGAAGGGAGGCUGGAGCGAACCGGAGGAUGUGGUCACCGGAGUUGGAGACGGACAGUUCAGGAAAGACGCAAAUGACGCCAAUGUGCGCACCGUCCAGCCGCAGCAGGCCGGGGUGUCCGUGCGUAAAAGCCGCAGGCAGAGCGCACCCAGCUCCAGCUCCAGCUCCAGGUUCACCCGCAGCCUGGACGGGAAGUUCCCCUACGAGGAGGAGGUGAACUCCAGCUGGGAGAAAGUUUUCACCGACAGUUCCCGGGAUCUCCAGGUUCUGUACAGGCUGCAAAAGGAGGAUGGAGACCCCCAGACCUCCACAGGGAGCCCGGACGACGACAACUACUCCGGAGAAGAAGAAGAAGAUGAAGAUGAGGAGGUGGAUCAGCCAGCGAGCCAGGCCGUCAGCAGCUCCUCGUCCUGGGGAAGCCCGGUGCCCAGGGUGCCCCCCUCCUGGAUGAGCGCCCUGUACUUCAGCGGACGGAGGGAGCAGCUGAAGCUCAAAUCUGCCGCAGGAGUGGAGCUGCCGAGGGCCAAGUUCAGCCUGGAGCUGUGGGUGAAGCCGGAAGGAGGCCAGAGCAACCCUGCGGUCAUAGCAGGUGUGUUCGACAACUGUUCCCAUUCCCUGAGCGAGAAGGGCUGGUCGGUAGGAAUUCGCACUCUGGAACCUGCCAGCGCCAAAGAUGCACGGUUCUACUUCACGCUUCGCACAGACCGAGCGGUCAAAUCCACCACUGUGUACAGUCACCAGCGGUACCGGGCCAACGCCUGGACCCACCUGAUGGCCACUUACAACGGCCACAACAUGACCCUGUAUGUGGACGGAGCUAAGGUUGGUGAGAGUAACUUCCAGUCUGGGAACCUCUACAGCCCCUUCAUGAAGACCUGCAGGACCCUCUUCCUCGGCAGCAACCAAUCAGAGCAGGGCCAAAGCUUCAGGGGCCACAUAGGAGGCGUGGUCUUGUGGGAAUACGCCCGCACGCAUGAGGACCUGAUGGAGCGACCACUACAGAUCGAUAGGAGCGAGCCGGUGUUGGCGCUGUGGGCUGACUUCACUGACGUGGAACAGCUGUGGACUCCACAUAAAGUUGGCCUCCAUCCGGCUGUCAUCACCACUCCCGUCCCUGAACAAGAGCUCGUCUCUUCGUUCAUACCUCCACCCUGCGGCCUGACACCCUGCGACAACACCGACAUCAUCUUAGGCUACAACAACAACUGGCAGCUUCGGAACACCAAGCGAGUGCGCUACAGGAUCGUCAACCUGUCUAACGACGACGGGGGGGACCCCACCGUGUCGCGGGCCCAGAUCGAGCUCCAGCACCGGGCCCUGACCGAGGCCUUUCGACCCUACAACAUCACCCUGGAGCUGAAUGUGCACACGGUCCGAAACUCCAGCCUCAGACAGCGGUUCAUCCUCAGUAACUGUCGAAUUCAGAAGAUCGGGAACCGACAGUGUGACCCGGAGUGCGACCACCCGAGGACGGGUCACGAUGGAGGGGACUGUCUGCGACUGGGGCCCUGCUACAACUGGAAAAGACAAGACGGAGUGUGUAACAUGGAGUGCAACAGUAUAUAUUAUGACUACGAUGACGGAGACUGCUGCGACCCGGAAGCCACCGACGUCCUGAAGACUUGCUUCGAUCCAGAGUCACCUGACAGAGCCUACAUGAGUGUAAAGGAGCUGAAGGAGGAGCUGCGCCUCAGCGGAUCCGACACACUCAGCGUUUUCUUCGCCAACAACUCGGUGCGUGAAGAGCUGGCAGGAGCCGCCACGUGGCCGUGGGCGAAGGAGGCUCUGACCCAUCAGGGUGGGAUGGUGCUAAACCCCUCCUACUUUGGUACGAUCGGUCACCACAACACCAUGAUCCACGAGAUGGGCCACAUCUUUGGACUGUACCACGUCUUCAAGGGGGUCAGUGAACGCGACUCCUGUGAUGACCCAUGUCAGGAGACCACCCCGUCCAUGGAGACAGGAGAUCUGUGUGCCGAUACCGCCCCGACACCCAAGUCCAAAGCCUGCCACGACCCCGGAGCUGUCAACGAUACAUGUGGAGUCAUUACGUACCAAGACACACCUUAUAACAACUACAUGAGCUACACAGAUGACAACUGCACCAACCAUUUCACCCCAAACCAAGUGGCUCGGAUGCACUGCUAUCUGGACUUGGUUUACCAAAACUGGCUGACGGAUCAUCAUCCCUCCCCAAUCCCGAUGGCUCCCAUAGUAACGGACCAGAGCCUGAACUCUGUCUCUGUCUACUGGUUACCGCCUGUGAGGGGGGGGCUCUAUCGAAGCUCCUCAUUCCGUGUUUCCGGUGUGAACUGUGGAGACUGUGAGAAAGAUGGCGUCUUCCACCAAUACGCCUACGAGGCUACGUCACCUCGCAUCUGCGACACAUCAGGAUACUGGACCCCUGAAGAGGCAGUUGGACCCCCUGACGUGGAGCAGCCCUGUGAGCCCAGCCUCCAGGCCUGGAGUCCUGAGCUCAGCCUGUACGACACCAACGUGACGUCGCCGUGUCCCGACACCGAGGGCUGCACCCUGACGCUGAGGUUCCUCCACCCCAUCGUCCCCAACGCCCUCACCCUCUGGGUCACAUACAUUUCUACAAACAACCCAGCUAUUUCCAAUAUAGAGCUGAUUACAGACAAAGGGAAAAUCAUCAAUCUUGGACCUCAGCACAUCUUCUGCGACAUGCCCCUCACUCUGAGCCUGGACACCAACAGCGCCCCCAUCGCCGCCAUAAAACUCUGCACCUUUGACGAGAAGAUGGAGAUCGACGCGGCCAUGUUGUCGUCGGGCCCCGGCAGCCCCCGGUGCUCUGGCUGCCAGCCUCUGCUCUACAGGAUCCACCGGCAGCCCCCAUUCACCGGCAAGAACCCCCCAGCCCAGACCCAGCAGACCUUCACCGACAGCUCUGUAAAACAGGGAGUCACGUACAAAUACACAGUUCAGGUGGAGGCAGAGAGUCGGCUCAGCGACCAUUCUCCACCUCUGCUCUACACCCACGGACAGUCGUACUGCGGGGACGGCAUCGUACAACAGCCAGAGGAGUGUGAUGACAAUAACCUGUUGGACGGUGACGGCUGCUCUAAGAAAUGCCUCAAAGAGAUGGGCUUCAACUGUAACGGUGAACCCAGUCAGUGUUAUGUUUUUGACGGGGAUGGCGUUUGUGAGGAGUUUGAGCGGGGUUCCAGCGUUCAGGACUGUGGUUACUUCACGCCGUUGGGUUACACCGACCAAUGGGCAUCCACCGCCACCGCCUCCCACCAGGACCCCCGCCACUGCCCUGCAAACGCCGCCACAGGGGAGCCAACGCUGGCCAAGCUCUGCAGGUACCAGCACCUGGAAAUGAGUGACAAACCGCCUCCUGAUGCCUGGUUCCCCUGCACAGCCCCCAUCGACACAAGCAACGACCUGGAACAUUCAUUUGGCUGA